UUUGUCUUCCUGCUCGACAUUCGUAGGUAUUAGGCUGCGUGGAGGGAAGACGCUUUGGCAGAGAGGAAGGCCAUGGGGUCUAGUUGGUUGUGGUAGUCGCAUGCUGCUACAUGUGAACCAUUGACACAGACCUUCUCCUCACCGGUAAAAGAUUGGCUUGUAAGGUUGGCUUGUGUUGAUAAGAUCAUGGCUUCUGGCAUUCAGCUGGUGCCAGGAUGGGGUCCUGGGGCGCUGUUCAGCCUGUGUCCUGGCUGCAGGAGGACUGGCACCGCUUCCCGAGCUUCCAACUUGCGUCAUUCUGCAAGCAGAAAAUUGAAUGGCGAGUCGCACAAUCUCUUUGCAAGAGGAGGCGGGGCAGUGCAGAAUGCUGGAAGGAGGAUACCAGCUGCAGGUCGAGUGAUUCGAUUCUCACAACCGUUGGAUGUAAGAGCUGGUUUUGUGCCUGGCAGCCCGCCGUUGGGGCUUUCUGAAAACCGCAUCGAUGGACAAAGUGUUGAAGUGAGAUUGAGAUUUGGAUCAAGCACGCAGCGAGCUAGAAGAGGUAGGGCAGCCGCGAUCGCUUUUCUAAAACCAGGGUCGUCAAGUAACCACCCUGAGAACCAGCUUGGUGCCGCCUCCGAGCUAGAACAGGGUGAGCUGCCAGAAUCAACGGGCCCGGGAUUGCAGCACGAUCAAAGCUCCAGUUUUCAUGAUCAAAGGCCAAGUUCUUUUCAAAAAGCGGGGGACACUUCCGUGCGCGUCUCGCGAGAUGGCCGGGGCAGAGCAAAGCCCGUGGUCCAGGCACCGCCGCAGAAUCGCGUAUGGCGUCGGGGGGGGUUCCUACCCCCCCUGUUCAAACACUCACGGGCACCCCCCUGGAGCCGAAACCACUGAGCAGGACCUGUGUUGUGGUCAGCAACCUGCCCCCAGAGACUGCCCAAGCUGAAGUCGAGUCGUUGUUUGAUGCGUUUGGGCCCCUUCAAUCCGUGGAACUCUCAAAAGCUGGGAAAGGCAAACUAGGUGCGGUGGUCCGAUAUCUGGAGCCCUGGGCAACCGAAAGUGCCGCGAAAGCGGUUCUUAAGGGCAACGGAUUUAUAUGGCAAAAUCACCGUUUGAGGGUCUCUUUUGAAGGGGCGCAAGGGGGGGGCGUAGCGGAGAAUGGGGCGGGGGUCGCAGGCAGUGCCGGAAGAGAGUCCAGCAAAGAUGUUGUUUCAAACGAUAGUGGGGUUUCAGACACGAGCGGACUGUGGAAGAGAAGUGAGGUUGCGAAUGGAACUGGGGCUUUGAACGGAAGCAGGGUCUCGGACCAUAAUGAGUCUUCGGAUCAGUGCACGACUUCAGAAAGGUCUCCGGUUGCAAUGUCGAAGGAAGAGUCUGAUGCUUUGGGAGCGCUUGAGGGGGCAGUUCGGAAACGUCUGCGCGAUGCCGCGAUGCACAGGCCGCCGGACGUCCGAAAAGUGGAGCACCUCUUUGCGCAGCUGCUGGAGCCUACGGAGCCAGACUACGCAUCGCUGCUCAGGGCCUACGCGCAAGCGGCCGAGAAGCACAAGGCGCGGGCGACGUUCGAGCAUAUGUGCGACAAGGGCAUCCGCCCUUCCCGGCUCUCUUACCACAAUCUACUUCAAGCGUACUGCAAUAGCGGCGCCAUCCAGAGUGCCACGUCGCUCCUGGCCGAGAUGGAGGCCAAUGGCGUGCCGCCAGAUGGCGUCACCUACAGCUUCCUCGUGCUCUAUUACGCGCGAGCCAAAAACCGCCGGCAAGUCUUGGAGGUCUUUGACACCAUUCGGAAGUUGGGGCUGAGCGUGCCGCCCAAUGUGUACAGCGCAGCAAUCAACGCACACAUUCAGACCAAGCAGAUGCGCGCCGCGACCGCGCUUUUCAAGAGCAUGGAAGGCGAGGGGAUGCGGAUUCCGCUCGGUGCCUACAACGCCAUUUUAGACGGGUACGCAUCGGCGGGGGACGAGGCGGGGGCGCUGCACGUCUUUAGAAAAGUCAAGGCGGCGGGUCUUGAGCCGUCGGUGAUCACGUUCGGCGGCCUGAUCAAGCUGUACACGCGCAAGGCCGCAAUGGCGAGCGCGGCGCGCGUGGUGGCGGAGAUGCGCGCGCGCGGGAUCGCGCACAGCAAGCAGACGCACAGCAUGCUCAUCUCGGGGCACGCGGCCGCGGGCGACGUCGAGGCGGCAUAUGCCGCCUUCCAGGACAUGGCGCGCUCCAAGAACCGGCCUGACGUCAUCGCUUACACGGCAAUCAUCACGUGCUUCGCUCGGGCGGGGCAGAUGGAUCGCGCAUACGAUAUGCUCCGUGCCAUGGAGCGGGAGGGGCAGCGCCCUAAUACGUAUACGUAUACGUCGCUGAUCGAUGGAUGGGCGCGGCAGGGGGACCUGCCCAAGGCGAUGGAAGCGAUCCGAGCGAUGCGCGCCUCUGGCACGCUGCCGACGGUCGCCACCUUCACGUGCGUUGUUUCGGCCCUUGCGAAGACCGGCCAGAUGACCAAGGCAGUGCGAGUUAUCGACGAGAUGCGGAAGCUGAACGUGGCGCCCGAUACGGGCCUCUACGUGGCGCUCAUAAGCGGGUACGCCAACAUAGGCGAUGUGCUCAACGCGUUCGAGGUGUUCAACCGAGUCAAGGCGGAGGGCUUGCCGAUGGACAAGCGGCUGUACAGCACGCUGCUCAACGCAUGCGCCAAGGUCGGGCGCAUGCAGAGCGCGGUGGCGGUCGUCGGCGAGAUGCGCGCGCGCGGGAUCGAGGCUGACGUCAUCACGUACAACACGCUGCUGGACGGGUGGGCCAAGCGGGGCGACGUCUGGGAGGCCGCUGACGUCAUCGAGCAGAUGCAGGCGGCGGGCGUGGCGCCGGACACGACGUCCUUCUGCCUGCUUAUAUACGCGUGCAUGAAGGCAUCCGACAUGAACAAGGCCCUAACAGUUCUGGACGAGAUGGAACGUCUUGGGCUCAAGCCGACGCUCGAGAUAUACAGCGUUCUUAUCGAAGGCUGGUGUCAAGCGGGCCAGCCGGAGCGCGCCCUCUCCGUGUUCGCCCACUUGAAGCGCGAGGGCCUGACGCCCGACUACCCCGCGUACCACUGCCUCAUGUCGGGCCUCCUCUCGAGCGGUGAAGUCAGCCACGUGGUGGAUGACGUCAUCGCGCUGGCUGCCGAGAUGCGGGACCGUGGGUACGAGGCCGACCAGUCGACGGCGCGGUUCUGGAAGACGCAGCUGAGAACCUGCGAGCGUCAGCUCUCCGGCCCGAAUUUUGCCUCGCUCGCCGCCGCCGUCGGGGACCUAUUCCCAUCGUCGUCGAAAACAGCGACGGAGCGGGAUCUGCAGUUGGACCUGCUGGAGGAGGCUGAUGUCAGCCAGGUGGGCGACCGUAACGGAAGGGCAGUACGGCCGGGAAAUCCGGAAGGGGUUCAGACAGUCGAAGUAGGGCGAGGGCAAAGGGUAGAGCGCGAGAUGGGAGGGUUUGGGGGUUUAGAGAGUGCUCGGGCAAGCGGAUCGUUUGGUUCGAAUAGGCUGGAGGACUUCGAACGGGUUGGGCGAGUAUCGGUGUCUCGAGGGGACACCGGAUAUCGCAGGGGUCCUGCAAACGUGCAGCCCACAAGAAGAAAGGGGGCGGAAUCCGCGGGUUUCGAGGAUUCCGGCAGAUUCAGGAGAGCGGAAGACGAGCCGAGAAAGGGGGCGUGGCGCCACGCAAAGCAGCGGCGCAUGCUGGAGGCCAGCAAGGAGCUGGAAGCGGAAUACUCAAAGAGCCGGCGGGAAGAGAUGCUGACGUUCCUUACCCACACGGAGCGGGAGAGUUUGGGGGCGGGUUACGAACGGAUCGACCCUGCUACUCGGAUACCGAGGGACAGGGCCGAUGGUGAUGGGGACUCACUCUGAGUGUCAGAUUGGUUAACUUCGAAAUUGAGCACCUGUCGAUCGUUGCUGUGUAGCUUUCGGGUGCACGCGUUGAAGUUGAUUGUGCAACAAAAUGCUAUACAAAUAAUACGGGUCCCCUGCUACAUGAAAGGAUCUGUUUAUGACCGCAUGGUUAUCGAAUACUUCGAAGCGAG
Klebsormidium nitens is the source of this 4030-nucleotide messenger RNA. The record is from the annotation of a GenBank genome assembly. NCBI's taxonomy places the organism in Eukaryota, Viridiplantae, Streptophyta, Klebsormidiophyceae, Klebsormidiales, Klebsormidiaceae.